AUGCUGUCUCCACCCCACGCAGGGGCAUUUGACGUUGGCGUGGCGGGACAAGUCUCGUCACAUCUCAAUGAAGGCGAUCAGCCCAGAGGAGAGGCAAGCAAGGGGUCUUUAGACUCUAUGCCACCUACUCCACGCAAGACAACUUCCAGGGCUCGCUCCCUUUGUACAUGGAAAGAUUGUCAGUAUCGUGGAUGUAAUACCGAAGACGCGAAAAGUCACGCCUCCGUCCACCGACAAUGCCCCAAAGAAGACUGUGGCUGGGCUGAGGCAAAGAGCCAAAGCCAAAAGGAUCGACAUGUUUGGAGCAACCACAAGGUCUGGGCCAAAGAGAGCGGGUAUCCUUCUCAAAGUGUCAUGUGCGAUGAGUGUUAUCAAACAUUCUCUCGCAAGGACAAGUUGCCUCGCCAUAAGAGGGAAGUUCAUGCGGCGCAGAAGAGGGUGAGAUAA
Messenger RNA from Cadophora gregata, 447 nucleotides. RefSeq lists its product as uncharacterized. Lineage: Eukaryota; Fungi; Ascomycota; Leotiomycetes; Helotiales; Ploettnerulaceae. Bases 1 to 447 code for a protein of 148 amino acids. The transcript is spliced from 2 exons. The record is from RefSeq and is a predicted model, not a curated record.